UGGCCUCGUCAAGCUGUGGAGUGCUCUCACGUUGCUGGGCUUCUAUCAGAACAGAAGGUGUGCCUUUCGAGUGCUGCAGACAUCUCCAUUUCUUCUUGCAUUAUCUGGGAACAGUAGAGAACUAGUGUUGGACUGAUUAUGCAGUUGCUGGUUUGGUUGUAAGAAGCAGAAGUUGUUUGAGAUGUUGCAGCUCUUCAGGCGCAGAAUUUCUGGAGGGGAUUUCCAGCGAAGAGCCUUGACAAAGCGAAUAGUUAUCAGCUCACUACUUGGAUGUCCCUUACUUCAGCAUUUACAUAUAAAAGUUGGCGACAAAGCUGAACUUACCAAAGCUUUUACACAGAAUGAUGUUGUUACUUUUUCUGAUUUAACAGGUGACACAAAUCCUUUACAUUUAAAUGAAGAUUUUGCAAAGAAGUCUAGGUUUGGGAGAACUAUUGUACAUGGAGUUUUGAUCAAUGGACUUAUUUCUGCAGUUCUAGGUACUAAAAUGCCUGGUCAAGGUUGUGUAUUUCUUUCGCAGGAGAUCCGAUUUCCGUCUCCUUUAUAUGUUGGAGAAGAAGUCUUAGCUGCAGCAGAAGUUAAACAACUGAAGAGAUCUGUUGCACACAUUGCUGUAUUGUGUACAGUCAGAGAAAGUGGAAAGACUGUUAUGGAAGGGAUGGUGAAAGUCCUGGUAGCAGAAAGUUAGAGCUUUUCAUCCUAUGCUGCCUUAUAGUAAAGGUCAGAAAUGUAUGCUUGGUUUUGAUUCUGUCUUUUUUUACAUGACGUUACUUAAUCCAGUCAGUUUGCAACAAAACCUUCGGAGUGUUUCAAAGACAACAUACAAACUGCUAGCAACUGCAUUAAGAAACUUCUGAUUUCUCAUGGAAGUCUGACAAAACUGACACAGGCAAGGCUUUGCUGUGCUACAGUGGAAAGUCUACAGUGAUGGGCUUAUAUCGCAGUUAAUUCUUUCGGGCAAAAACACUUUUGGGGAAAAUCCAGACUGGUUAAGUUCAGUUAAAACUUUUUCAUGCUUUACGGAAGAGUUAUAUUGCUAAUAAAAACCUGUGGGAGGGGACAAUGCUGUAUGUUUAACAAGCUGAAUGAACAGAGAUGGAGGAAAAGGGUAUUGAUGUACAUACUGCAGGAUUCCUUCAUGUAAUGUACAUGCCAGUUCUGGCUCAUACUGGUGCAGUGUGCUGUUUUGCAAUGCUCUAGCUAAUAAAAGCCUUUGCUAGCUCUGUAAAUAAGCAGUAGUUGGCCUUAACAUAA
Messenger RNA from Dromaius novaehollandiae (emu), 1254 nucleotides. Its product is annotated as ribonuclease P protein subunit p14. Gene Ontology annotation, cellular component: multimeric ribonuclease P complex; mitochondrion; nucleolus. The record is from RefSeq and is a predicted model, not a curated record. Gene Ontology annotation, biological process: fatty acid biosynthetic process; tRNA 5'-leader removal. Bases 182 to 688 code for a protein of 168 amino acids. Gene Ontology annotation, molecular function: (3R)-hydroxyacyl-[acyl-carrier-protein] dehydratase activity; ribonuclease P RNA binding; ribonuclease P activity. Lineage: Eukaryota; Metazoa; Chordata; Aves; Casuariiformes; Dromaiidae. The transcript is spliced from 2 exons.